GCCUUUGCCGCGCCCGCCCCAACCCAAAGCCGAAGCCGCCGCCGUGGCACCGCCCUCUGCCCUGCCCUGCCCUUUAAAUUCCUCUCCCUUUGUUCCAAUUGGAGAAUUCUUUCGUGAAUAUGGAAGGCAACUUCUCCGAUCCCAUGCCGGCGCCGGCUUCCGUUGUUUCUCAGCCCACCGGGGACGAUUCCAGCGAUGUGAGUCCUCCACGGCAGAUCACAAAACCGAGUAUUUCAGUGGAGGAACCCACAUCCACGGAAUGGACUGAUGAGAAGCAUAGUCUGUAUCUGAAAUCCAUGGAAGCAUCAUUUGUAAACCAGCUAUACAAGCAUGACCAUUUUCCCGUGGAUUGGGCUGAUUGGAAUCCGCAGAAAAUUAGAAAUCCCAUACACAGAAGUCAUCGAUCCGGCGGCCGAGUUUUUUCCGGCCAUUUCAAGGUCUUUCGAGAUAAUUGCUGGAAAGUCGUCAACUUCAAAACAAAUCGACCGGAUCUGAGCAUAGAGAAUGAUUUUUUGGGUGGCGCAUGGGUUCAGCAUUUUAGGGCUGCGCACAUACUGCAAGAUACAAAAUCCAAAGAAGAAGCUGCAAUAAGCUUAAGGAGGAAGAGGAAAACACAUUAUUAUGGCAUACCAGCCAAUUCAAAAGGUCCCCUUGAUACUGCAGAGGUAUCAGACCAGAACUUUGUGAAUGAAGACCCUGAAGAAGAGAGCCUGGCACUUUAUGCAGCGGGGGGGAAAGGAACGAAGAUCGGCAGUUGACAUUUUUUUUUUACAUAUUUAGUCUUACCCCUCAAGUUGUUCCAUAACUGGAGAGAGAGAGAGAGAGAGAGAGAGAGAGAGAGAGAGAAGCCAAAUGUGUGGUGAUGAAGGAUGAAGGGUAUGACAAUGUUCUUAUUUUGAUAGCGUAGAUUUUAUAUUUCACCUUUUAGAUUUGAAUUUGCAUGAAGUUAGAUUGAAUAAUGAAUACAGAAUAAUUUUGUAUUGUGUUUUA
This is a messenger RNA of Malania oleifera, 990 nucleotides long. Its product is annotated as cold-regulated protein 27-like. Lineage: Eukaryota; Viridiplantae; Streptophyta; Magnoliopsida; Santalales; Ximeniaceae. Gene Ontology annotation, biological process: response to cold; regulation of circadian rhythm. The transcript is spliced from 4 exons. The record is from RefSeq and is a predicted model, not a curated record. Bases 120 to 758 code for a protein of 212 amino acids.